UCUCGCUCUCGCUCGUUCGCGCGCACGUACUGUACCUGUGUUCUUGAAUUUGUAACCCCAAAACAUUUUUGCAACGUUUUAAUUGUAGAAGAAUUAAGAGAACGAGGCACUGUUGUAGUAUAUUAUUUACUCUUUUUGAUGAAAAUAUUGUAAAACUGAUUAUUAGAGUAUUACUUUUUGCUGUUUUAAGCAAUGUGAAUACGAGAAAACCCCAAAACUUGCGAUCCCGCUUCAAGAACCGACGAAUUCUCUUUACUUCGUUUCAACUGCGAUCUCUGAGGAAAAAGAAUGGAUUUUUUCGACACUACCAAUGGGUAUUCUGGAAACUAUUUCGGGUUCCAAGGGAUAAUAACAAAUGGAUCCUCAUCAAGUUCGUCGUUGAUUUUGGAUAAAGAAAGGGAAGAGCUUGUGAGGACUAUGGUGAAGCCUGGCCAAAAAGAAGUUAAUGCAGAGAAGGCAUUGAUAACUUUGAGGAACCACAGUGAGGCUGAAAGGCGUAGAAGAGAAAGAAUUAAUGGACAUUUGGGCACUCUCAGGAGCCUAAUUCCUGGCACAAAUAAGCAGAUGGACAAAGCAGCAUUACUGGCUGAAGUUAUCAAUAAGGUAAAAGAGUUGAGAGGGAACGUCGCAGAAGCUACUAAAGGCACACUUGUGCCAACUGACAUUGAUGAAGUAAGAGUCGAACAACAGACAGACGAACAUGAUGGAGCAUUCUUUUCCAUCCGGGCAUCUCUAUGUUGUGAUUACAGACACGAGAUUCUAUCCGACUUAAGACUCGCGCUCGAAUCCCUCCCUCUGAAGACGGUCAGGUCCGAGAUUGCUACAUUGGGAAGUAGAAUGGUGAAUGUUUUUGUGGUGACUGGAUGCAACACAGAGAAUUUCAAAAAUAGUCCAGAAGAUUGUCAACCUCUCAUAGAUUCUGUUCGUCUGGCUCUGAAAUCUGUGCUUGAUAAAUUUUACGCAUCGGAAGAAUUCACAUCAAGAAAUAUGGUUUCGAGCAAAAGGAGAAAAGUUUCAUUUUUAAGUCCUUCGAAUUCAUCUUCCUUGGGAGAUUUCUGGUGAGAAGGUGAUUUUGUUCAUAUGCCGAGUCGCUUUAUGUUUAUGAUAUAGCAAUUUCGACUUCGCUAGCAUAUGUCUUAGCAUACAUGUCUUGUAUAAUAGAAGGGACGUGCAUGCCAAGUCAUAUGCUUGCUUUUAUGGUUAAUAAGUGUUGUACUUGUUGCAAAAUAAUAAAAAAAAAUUAUUGUUCUAAAUUCUA
This is a messenger RNA of Olea europaea var. sylvestris, 1258 nucleotides long. RefSeq names its product transcription factor bHLH30-like. The coding region runs from base 289 to 1062 and encodes 257 amino acids. The record is from RefSeq and is a predicted model, not a curated record. The transcript has 2 exons. Gene Ontology annotation, biological process: regulation of DNA-templated transcription. Lineage: Eukaryota; Viridiplantae; Streptophyta; Magnoliopsida; Lamiales; Oleaceae. Gene Ontology annotation, molecular function: protein dimerization activity; DNA-binding transcription factor activity.